Phytophthora sojae is the source of this 351-nucleotide messenger RNA. RefSeq lists its product as hypothetical. Bases 1 to 351 code for a protein of 116 amino acids. The transcript has a single exon. The record is from RefSeq and is a predicted model, not a curated record. Lineage: Eukaryota; Oomycota; Peronosporomycetes; Peronosporales; Peronosporaceae.
AUGAAUAUCAACCUGACGCCUCCAGUCAAACCAAAGUCUGAUGUGGCUACGACGGCGGCAGACACGAAGACGAUGAUCGACAUGUACGCGCUUCUGCUGCGCGGGUUCAAAGCUGGCGCUGCCGAGCUGGUUCGUGAGUGUAUGGACGGCAAACUGGCGUCAGUCAAUCGGUGCAUUGAAUCCGCUCGCGCCGAGGCCAUCCACGCUAUCAUUGAGAUGGACAAGACCCACUCGCAACUGUUGGGGUCGAGUAAGUUCCCCACGAAGUUUAUCGAUGACCAACUACGGCUCACAGCGGAGAUUAUGGACGCUUGUGGACAGCCUGUGGACUCGCUAACUGAAGGUAUGUAG